UUCCUUUGUGUUUGAACCGUUUUAGUCUGUUAUAUGGGACCGGGAUCACUGGAGAGAACUGUGUCUGUGAGCCACCUUCACGGUCCACUCAUGUCUGCGGGACAGGAGACCGACUUCUCCUGUGAUGAGGUAUUCAUCAGCCGGUUUCCCAUCCAUCGAGCCUGCCGGGAUGGAGAUGUUGGAGCUCUGGUCUCUCUGUCUCACCAGCUGCCGGACCAGGCUCCUCUGACUGCUGAGGACUCUUGCUACGGCUGGACCCCCAUACACUGGGCUGCUCACUACGGACAGCUAGAGUGUGUGGUGCGCCUGGUGCAGAUGGGUUGUGAGGUUAACAUGGUAACCAGCCGCUUCAACCAGACACCGACACACACCGCAGCGUUUGGAGGACACCCUCAGUGUGUGGUGUGGCUGACUCAGGCUGGAGCUGACGUCAACAGGCAGGAUUUUGUAGGCGAGGCUCCCAUCCACAAGGCGGCUCGCUCAGGUAGCUUGGAAUGUGUCCAGGUGCUGUUGAUAGCAGGAGCUAAACCACAUUUAAGGAACGCCAGUGGGCAGACAGCGGCCGACCUGGCCCACGCCCACGGCUUCUUCGACUGUUCCCGCUUCAUCUCUAACGCCCAGAAGCAGCUGCAGCAGCUGAACACACUCCGUGUGGGUGGAGACACCGCCAGUGGUCAGAGCCUGCUGAGCAGGAAGAGGCUGCUGACGGCAGUGGAGUCUGGACACGCGAAGAAAGCCAAGAGAGCAGACAAUGUGCUGCUGCAGAUGCACAUCAGUGCAGGUGAGGAAGUGGAGAGCAUGAACGUGGAGUCAGGACAGGAGCUGAGCUCAGCAGAUGAUGACUCCAAAGCCUUCACCAACGGCCAUCAUCAUCAUCAUCACUCUCAGGAUGAGCCAGUCAAUCAGCUGCCAGCAGCUGGUCCGACUCAGCACUCCUCCGCUGACAUGUGCGGCUCCCUGCAUUUGACUGGGAGCCCCAGCAGCUGUGUGUCCCAGCGGCCGGCCUGGUUAGGGCUGAUGGGGGCAGACCUCGGGGACUUCCAGCAGUAUGGACACUACCACGGCUUUGGAGACACAGCAGAGGAGCUGAGUGACAGCAGACACAAGCUGGCUGUGGCCAGCACCGUCCACCUGUACCAUGGCUCAUAGACACAGGGUCAUCCCCCACAAACAGGGAGGGAGGGGUCACUCUGACACUUUGGGUUUGACAGCUGAUUGUUUUUCCCUGUCCUUGCUGCAGACAUCCAGGUCAUGUUCAUGAUUUGGUCACAUAUUCCUAACUCAAAGUCCACACACAGCUUUGUUUGAGCUUUCAACCACAUCUCAUGGUUUUCAUCAGCAGAGGGAGCUGACGCUUAAGCUAUCUUCCAACUGAGACUGGGGUUAGAGAAAUCUGGCAAACGGUCAAAUGUUCGUCAUACUACAGACUGAUUUCAUAGCUAACGCUGAAACUCACCAGCUCCUCCAUUUUCUUUUUCUUUUUUUUCUUAGUAUAUUUUUUUGGGCUUUUGUGCCUUUAUUGGAC
Seriola dumerili (greater amberjack) is the source of this 1525-nucleotide messenger RNA. Its product is annotated as ankyrin repeat domain-containing protein 10-like. NCBI's taxonomy places the organism in Eukaryota, Metazoa, Chordata, Actinopteri, Carangiformes, Carangidae. Gene Ontology annotation, molecular function: protein binding. Bases 34 to 1149 code for a protein of 371 amino acids. The record is from RefSeq and is a predicted model, not a curated record. The transcript is spliced from 6 exons.